Hevea brasiliensis (rubber tree) is the source of this 1058-nucleotide messenger RNA. RefSeq lists its product as uncharacterized. Gene Ontology annotation, molecular function: 2 iron, 2 sulfur cluster binding. The transcript is spliced from 8 exons. Gene Ontology annotation, cellular component: mitochondrion. The record is from RefSeq and is a predicted model, not a curated record. The coding region runs from base 151 to 747 and encodes 198 amino acids. Gene Ontology annotation, biological process: P450-containing electron transport chain. Lineage: Eukaryota; Viridiplantae; Streptophyta; Magnoliopsida; Malpighiales; Euphorbiaceae.
AUGGCCGUUGGAACUGGAAGCUUCAACACGCUUCAUAUGGGAAAAUAAAAACCUCCCAAUCCCAAAGACCUCUCAGUAGUCGCAAGUUUGAGCGAAUCUUUUCUCAUCUUCACCGUAUAAUAUUAAAGGAGUUAUUGAGGUUGGGCAAUUAUGUUUGUUUCCAGAAUUUCAAGAAUUGGAGUUGGGAUGUUUAAACAGCUUGGAAGAGGCUUGUGUACAUCCUUGUGUAGAACAGGAUUUUUGCAAACACCUUACAUUCAAUAUUGGCAACCUCAGUUCAAAACACAACUCGAGAGUAAGAUGUUUCUAGGUGCCUUAUUUCAGAAGCAUCAUCUGUUUUCUACCCCAGCUUCUGGUAGUGAUAUUGUGGAUGGAAGUGAAGGAAAGGAAACCAUAUCUGUAACAUUUGUGGAUAAGGAUGGAGAGGAAAAGAACCUCAAUGUGCCAAUUGGAAUGUCUAUGUUAGAAGCUGCUCAUGAAAAUGACAUAGAACUUGAAGGAGCAUGUGAAGCCUCACUUGCCUGUUCAACAUGUCAUGUGAUUGUCAUGGAUGUGGAAUACUACAACAAAUUAGAAGACCCUACUGACGAGGAGAAUGACAUGUUGGAUUUGGCCUUUGGGCUCACACAAACUUCUCGAUUGGGUUGUCAGGUGAUUGCAAAGCCUGAACUUGAUGGAAUUCGCUUAGCUAUUCCAGCUGCCACAAGAAAUUUUGCCGUUGAUGGGUAUGUUCCAAAACCUCACUAGACAUGGAGCAACACUGGAAAGUGUAUGCUGAGCGUAAAGGACGCAUUCAUCCCAGUUUUGUAGCCUACAAUAUUGUAUUCAACCAAUGAUCAUCUCCAGUCCUAGUCAUUUUUCCGUGCCAUUGUUUGUUACAUAUUUGUUUCACCUAAUAAUUUUUUAGUGGAACUAACUUGCAUCAUGACAAAGGGAAGAUGGGAUUGAGACCAUCGAAUCCCAACAAAUAAUGACAAAAGGGAAUGACUUAUGCAUUACAAUACUAAUGUUCUUAUAAUUCCACCUUUCUAUCGUAGAGCUUUUUACCUUGAGCACCA